Messenger RNA from Apis dorsata (giant honeybee), 1639 nucleotides. RefSeq names its product probable cytochrome P450 305a1. Bases 1 to 1473 code for a protein of 490 amino acids. Gene Ontology annotation, biological process: xenobiotic metabolic process. The record is from RefSeq and is a predicted model, not a curated record. Gene Ontology annotation, molecular function: iron ion binding; heme binding; oxidoreductase activity, acting on paired donors, with incorporation or reduction of molecular oxygen, reduced flavin or flavoprotein as one donor, and incorporation of one atom of oxygen. Lineage: Eukaryota; Metazoa; Arthropoda; Insecta; Hymenoptera; Apidae. Gene Ontology annotation, cellular component: intracellular membrane-bounded organelle; cytoplasm. The transcript has 8 exons.
AUGUUUGCCAUCGUGAUGUUAAUUGUGAUAUUAAUAUUAUCAAUUAUUUUUAUAAAAAUCAGAAAAGAUACAAAACCAUAUCCUCCAGGACCAUUUUCAUGGCCCUUUAUCGGCAAUCAGUUUCUAUUGAAACGUUUAACACGUGAAUUUGGAGGACAACAUAAAGCAUUUUUGGAGCUCUCAAAACGAUAUAAUAGUGAUAUUAUAACUGUGAAUAUUAGUCAUGAGAAAAUAAUAAUCAUUUCUGGAAGUAAAUUUUGUGAUAUGAUAUUGCAAAACGAGGAAUUCCAAGGGCGUCCUUGGAAUGAAUUUAUUAAAAUUCGAAAUAUGGGCAAGAAACAAGGAAUCACAAUGAACGAUGGACCAGAAUGGAAAGAAUUACGAAAUUGGAUGAUGCGAACCAUGAAGAUUUUCGGUUUUGGAAAAAGUGAAAUGAUUAAAAUGAUUCAAAAUCAAUUAAUCAUAUUUUCAGAAAACUUGAAUAAAAAUAAAUUACAUCGAUUGAAACUAUUGUUUGUACCAGCUGUAAUUAAUGUCCUCUGGAAUUUUACAACGGGAGAAUUAACGGCAUUUGAUCAACAGCAGAAAUUAGAAUAUUUUCUCGACUUGUUGGAACGUCGAUCGAAAUGCUUCGAUAUCACAGGUGGGCUUCUCUCCGCUUUCCCUUGGAUUCGUUACAUUGCACCUGAGAUCUCAGGAUAUAACAUUAUAUGUAUGCUGAAUAACGAGCUCAAGGAUUUCUUAAUGAAAAUUAUUAUUGACCACAAAGAGAAAUAUAGUCUAGGAAAGGAGGCAGAUCUAAUUGAUAUGUUUCUUCAAGAAAUGAAAAAAAAUGAGGAAUCCACCAUUUUUACUGACGAACAAUUAAUGAUGAUAUUAAUCGAUCUUUUUCUCGCUGGUUUUACUACUACAAGCACGUCUUUGGAUUUUUUGUUUUUAAUUAUGACACUGUUUCCGGAUGUACAACGUAAAGUGCAAAAAGAAAUUGAUUCAGUAAUUCCACGCGAUAGACUUCCCAACAUGGAGGACAAAGCAAAACUUCCAUAUGUCGAGGCUGUAAUAAAUGAAACAUAUCGAUUAUGGCCAGUAUUCCCUAUAAUUGGACCACGACGAGUUCUUUACGAUACGAAUAUUGAUAAAUACAUGAUACCGAAAAAUACCACUGUUUUAUUCAAUACAUAUUCUAUCAAUAAAGAUCCUACUAUUUAUCCAGAGCCAGAUAAGUUCAUGCCUGAAAGAUUUAUUAAAAAUGGAGUUUUUAUACCAGAUGAAUAUUCUUUACAAUUUGGAAAAGGAAAAAGACGAUGUCCAGGUGAUAUAUUGGCAAAAGCUACGAUAUUUAUUUUAUUUGUUGGUAUAAUGCAGAAACAUACUCUAUUACCAGUUCCUGGUAAAGGACCAUAUUCUAUAGAAAUUAAUAGUGGUAUAACAUUGGCGCCACAACCUUAUGAUGUAUUAGUUGAAAAACGAUAAUUUUUUAAAUCUUUGUAUUUUCAUUUUCGAUGAAUAUAUUUUUGAAAGUUGCCUCUAAACAAAACUCGUCUUUUUUGAACUAAAAUAAAUUAAAAUAAAAAACACGAAAUAUUAUUAUUGAAUUUAAAAAAAAAAUAUGAAAAAGAAAUACAAAUUUCAUUUAUUA